GCCUUUCAUCGAAAUAGUGAUUAUUUCUUUUUUAGUUAAACCUAAAUGAAACAGAUUUUUAAAUGUGUGACUAAACUACUCAAUGAAGUUUUCAAGCUAACAAUGUUGGACAUUCCAAUAAGUUUAAUAAGUUCCUGUUAUUUUAAGUUUGCAGGUGUGUGAUGUGUAAUGACGACUGAAAUACUGACCCAUCUGUAGGUCAAGUAAGCAAUGGAGUUUAUGAAUUUGUUUUGAGAAAAUUAGUUCAUUAGUGUUAAAUCUGUGAAUUUCUCUUUAUCCAACGAGUUCUUUUAGUGUUUGUGCUGUUUACAAGUGUCGAAAAUAAACUUCUAGUUUAUUUAAGACCAGAACCGAACAACAUUCCAGAAGCAUUCCAGCAGCAACGAAGAUUCCAGGAGACAUUCCACCCGGUAUAUAAUGGGUUCGAGUGACUGAUGUGGGAGAAUGGAGGAGGGUAACAACAGGUACAUCGUGCAGGUGUUUGUGGGAGCGCUGUCACAGCACUAUGAGGCACUCUCGGUGGAAGCCAGCAAGCAGACGACGAGUGAGGAGAUCGUGCUGUGUAUCGCGGAGAGACUGUCGCUGUGUGGAGCGGCAGGGUUCGAACUGGCAGAAGUGGUGGGCGAUGCACUCGGUAGAGAGUGUAAGGAGAGACGACUGGGGCCGGCGGAAUGUCCUGUCGCCGUUAUGUUACUGUGGCCCAAGACGAGCUCAGCGCAACAGGAGUUCUAUAGGUUCUACCUGAGGGAAAAGUUGAGUGACAACUUGUGGUCGGACGGGUUCACGAUGGACCCGCAACUGAUCCGGGACUACUUCUACCGCUUCCUGUACCAGCCGCAGGACCGGGAAUAUCCGGACUUGUGUCAGCUGCCGGACCUCAACGAGCAGACGCUGUUGGAGAACCUACGAUCACGCUUUCUUAACGGCCACAUCUACACCUACGUCGGCUCUAUACUGAUUGCCGUCAAUCCAUUCAAGUUCCAUCCGAUCUACAAUCCCAAGUAUGUCAAGUUGUACCAACACCGCAGACUGGGUCCGGAGUUGCCUCCGCAUAUCUUCGCAGUAGCUGACUCUGCGUAUCACAGCAUGCUGCGGAGUAAACGCAACCAGUGCAUCGUCAUCAGCGGGGAGAGUGGUAGCGGCAAGACGGAGAGCACCAAUCUCCUGCUCCACCACUUGACAGCGUUGUCACAGAAAGGAGCGCAAGGCAGUGGUGUGGAGCAGACGAUACUGAGCGCAGGGCCAGUGUUGGAGGCGUUCGGUAACGCCAAGACAGCCCAUAACAACAACAGCAGUCGCUUCGGCAAGUUCAUCCAGGUCAACUACAAGCCCAACGGAAUGGUGCACGGUGCCGUGGUGCAGAAGUAUCUGUUAGAGAAGUCGCGCAUUUGCUCACAAGGUCGUAAUGAGCGCAACUACCACGUCUUCUACUACCUGCUCAAAGGCGCUUCCGAGGAUGACCGUACCACUCUGCAUCUCCGCAAGGCUGAGCAAUACAACUACCUCAAUAGGAGUGGCUGUUUUGUGCUGGAGAACGUAGACGAGAACCAUGAGUUCUCCAGGUUGAAGCAGAGUAUGGAGAUGGUAGGGUUUACUCCAGAGAAGCAACGCAGACUGUUCGCCGUCCUCUCCGCUGUGUUGCUUUUAGGAAAUGUAGAACUGCUGCCUCGCAAGUCUGUGUACCACCAUGACGAGGGUGUGGCAGUUGGCAACACUGAAGUAGUAGAUAUCAUCAGCCGACUGUUGAGGGUCAAGCGAGAAACGCUGUUGGCAGCACUGACUGCUAAACGAGCGAGAGCUUCAGGCGAGACAUUGGUCAUCAACUACAGACUCCCUGAGGCUAUAGCAGCGAGAGACGCCAUGGCCAAGUGUCUGUACGGAGCGUUGUUUGAUUGGAUCGUACUGCAAGUCAACCACGCUCUACUGUCCAAGAAGGAUACUCUCAGAGAACACCAGGGCAACUCCAUCGGUGUCCUGGAUAUAUUCGGGUUUGAAGAUUUUGGCCCAUACAACAGUUUCGAGCAGUUGUGCAUCAACUACGCCAACGAGCACUUGCAGUACUACUUCAACCAACAUGUGUUCAAGUACGAGCAGGAGGAGUACCGCAAGGAAGGCAUCCGCUGGAGCGACAUUGACUUUCUGGACAAUACAGCUUGCCUUCAUCUGAUAGAGGCCAAGCCUAGCGGACUGCUGUGUCUGCUGGACGAUGAGUGCAAUUUCCCUGGUGCAUCCAAUGAGACCCUGCUGCAAAAGUUCAACUUGGUACACAAGGACAAUGCCUUCUAUGAGAUGCCUCACAAGCGGGAGCCUGCCUUCAUUGUAAGGCACUACGCUGGCAGGGUCAAAUAUCAGGUUGCGGAGAUGCGGGAAAAGAACCUGGACCUGAUGAGGACUGAGAUGGUUGGCGUUUUGAAAAACUCCUCAAUGGCGUUUGUGCGAGAGCUGGUCGGCGCAGACCCAGUGGCGGUGUUCCGGUGGGCCAUCCUGCGUGCGUUCUUCAGAGCACACUUUGCGUUCAACGAGGCUGGCCGGCGCCAUCGCCAGUUCAGAGAUGGAUCCAGGCCAAGUCUUGUUCAUAAUAGAUAUCGCAAUGAAAACUUAAUCAGAUUGUACCCAAGAUACGGUGCUAGCACUUCUAACUUACCAACGAAGACGAAACAAAACAACGACAAGUUCGACGAACAACGAAAAGAGCCACAAAGAAACAACCGUUUCAGUUGGCCGAACCAACAACCAACGAAUCAGACAACGAACAAACAACGAACCCCAGACAGCGACAAAAAACCUGUCUUCCGACGAGCCAUUAAUCCUGAGGAUGCUAAAGUUUUUGAACGUGCGACUCAAAUCGUGAUGAAGAACAAGUCCUUCAGACCUCGACAGCAGGGCAAGAAGGGAUUGAAGAACCUGGAGAGUAUCAAGACGCUGGCUGGCCGGACACAGACACACACACACAAGGCGCGUAAACAACCACUCACGGUGACGGCCCAGUUCCAGCAAUCCCUGCACAGCCUCAUGGAUACGCUCAACCAGGCCAACCCGUUCUUUAUACGGUGUAUCAAGAGCAAUGCGGAAAAGAUUCCAAACACAUUUGAUGAUGACACAGUCCAGAGACAGCUGAGGUAUACAGGCAUGUUGGAGACUGUGAGGAUUCGACAAGCCGGAUACAACGUCAGACUCACCUUUGAUGAGUUUAUCCAGCUUUACAGGAUACUUCUACCUAGAGGAUUGCUCAGCUCUCAGAACGACGUGAAGGACUUCCUACUGACGGUGAACCUCAACAGAGACAACUACCAGGUGGGAAGCUCCAAGAUAUUCAUGAGAGAGAGUGAGAAACUCAAGCUGGACUACAAGCUGCAUCAGCAGAUCAUGGCUGGCAUUGUCAAGGUUCAAAGGUGGUUCCGAGCUGUGUUGGAACGAAGAAGAUUUGUAAGGCUGAAAGAAGCUGUCGUUACAAUACAGGCGUACUGGAGAGGCGUGUUGGCUCGCAAGCAGGUGUACCAAGACAAACAGUGGAGCUCGGCGGCCGUGCAGAUACAAUCAGCCUGGCGCGCCUACUCCACCUGGCGUUGGUACCAGAAGCUCAAACGGAACAUCAUUGAGUUCCAGGCACACGCUCGCGGCUACAUCACCCGAAACAGGGUGCGCUCCAUGGUUCCUCGGAAGGCAAAGCUAACCAACAGUAGACCACCCUUGUCAACAGAGACGAGCCACGAAGAUGUCGGCAGCAGGGAUUCUGAGAGCAGUGGGGUCCAUGAAGAUAGUGAUAAUGAACAAAACCAUGAACCACUUGCCAGGCGAAAUCAGCAAGACGACACUUUACAUGAAAUAAGAGUGGGAGACCCUAAUAAAGAAAUACAAACAAAGAAGAAGUUAUCACCGAGGCGGAGUAAAAACACUUUCUACCUGGAAGACAGUUCCCUGGACGCCAAGGAGCGCAAGGGCAGUAGUGAUUCGCUCACGUCCACGCGGAGCAGCGACUCUCAAGUGCGAGACACGCUGUACAGAGCCAAGCGUCAGAUCCAGGCGCUCAUGGGUGUUGGAGCAAACAAGAAGACAGACACACUGAGCGAUUGUGAGAUGGACGAUGUGAGAGAGCCGUUGUAUCAUCCGAUGAUCGUGACUGGACGUGCACCUACAGUGGACGCCGAGCCACUGGCACCGACACGGUUGGCGCGGCGCCGAGACAACGCUCAGCAAAUACCAUCACAGCUGGACUUGAAGCGGAGGAACAGUGACCCGGCAAACCGUCUGCCCCCUCCCCCCGCACCCCCACCUCCGCUGCCCCCUCUGCCGUCCCCGGACCUGGGCCUGCUGGAGUGGAAGGGCACGUCCAUGUUCACCAUCGCAGGACACAACUUCUGCAAAGAGGGUCGGUUCUCCAAGGAGGACAGGUGUGCUUACUGUGACAAACCGAUGGAUGCCUUCCUCACUCAGGGACACAAGUGUAUAGACUGCAAAGCGUUGUUCCAUCCCAAAUGUAUACAGAACGGUGGCGUGCUGUCCAUGCCGUGUGUGCCGAGGGUGAGUGGUGGUCGCAAGAAGCACCGCAAGAUGACCCGCAGCCACGGUCACAACAUGCAUGGCCCGCAGUCCCUCAGACCCUCCGCCCCACAGCAACAACUGUCUCAGUUCAGUCUGACCGGCACUAGCGAGUUCACCGACCGAGCGGACCGCAUCAUAUCAGACGUGCGUGAACUGCAACUGAUGCAGGACUUCAUCACAACCAAGAUCUACAAGAUAGAGAGUGGGGACAAGCAGAGUCAAGUAGACAGGGUGUUCAAGCAAGCUCUAAGAGAGUUCAAGGAUAACCUCGUAGCUACAUACAGUGUUGUCAACAAGCAGGGACCAGAGGCACUCAAUAUCAAGUAUAAGGAUCUCAUCGCCAACUUCCUCAGAGUGAUGGAGACAGUCUGCACCCAAGAGCAGACAAAGACUGACUUCCCGGUGACGAUGGGUGUGAACGCUUUCCGCGGCUUUCUCAACGAGUUCAUGGCGCAGACAAGAGUAGAGCAGGUGAAACCUCACAAAACGAAGAGGAAAAAAGAGAAGAAACGGAAGACGGAAGAUCCAAUCGCACACGCGGGCCACCAUUUUGUGUUGACUAUCAUCAAUAUACCCACCGCCUGUGAGAUCUGCACUAGUUUCUUCAUGUGGCCGCUGGAGCGGGGCCUCGUGUGUCAGAAUUGUAAACUGACCUGCCACAAGAAGUGUUACACCCAGGUAGGGGUGUGUCGUCUGCAGGUGGGGGCGGGGGGAGUGAUGUCACCUUUCCGAGUGUUCGGAGUCCCGCUCCACCAGCUGGCGACAGGCGAUGGGAAAGUCCCGCUGGUCGUGGACCGACUCAUCACCACUAUAGAGAUGUACGGCUUGUACAUGGAGGGCAUUUACAGAAAAUCGGGGGUAAGCUCCAAGGUACGUGAGCUGAAAGCUAGAAUGGAGGAAGACAAUAUCGAAACCGUCCAAUUUGAACACUACCAGGUCCACGUAUUGGCCAGUGUGCUCAAGAGUUUCCUGCGCGAGAUGCCGGAGCCACUGCUAACGUUUGACUGUUACGAGGACUUCUUACGAGCCGCCAACCUUCCCGAGGACAGCGUCAGUUCGCUGUUUGCCAUCCUGCGGCGACUGCCCAAGCCCAACUACCACCUCAUGGAAAGACUUAUCUUUCACCUAGCCAGGGUGGCGUCGCACGAAGAUGUAAACCGGAUGAACUCAAGUGCGUUGGCAAUAGUGUUUGCACCAUGCAUCCUGCGUACCAACAAAGCAGUGCCGGCGCAAGACUCGCUCAACGACAUCGCUCGCCAGACAAAGUGCAUCGAGAUAAUCGUCAGUGAGCAGUUGCGCAAACUGCGGAACACACUGGCGGACAUUGACACAUUGGACACUGCGGCGCAUACGGCUACACACCGGCUGUCUUCACUGAGAAGCUCAAAGAUAUUCACACCAGAAGAGUUGCUGCCGCAGAAGACGGACUUGGAGGAGGAGAUCCUGAUGGGUCACAUCGAGGAGUUGAGGAAGGAGAAGGCGAUCCUCACGUCCACGUUGCCCUCUCUCACCCGCACCACGUCCGACGACGACCUGCUGUCUACAGACGACGGGAGUCUGGAUGACGUCGAUACUCAACCCCAGCCAUUGUCGAGGCAUCGCAACCUCGGCCAGAAGAGGUGCAAACGUCCCACAGACCCCCUUCCCCACCCCCACUCCAACUCCCAGGACUUUGACGAAGACCCCAUCAUGGUGUAACAUUCCUCCCCUCGCUCAGACGCAAGGACAUAAUCGAUGGUGCUUAUACAUAUUUAUACAUAUAUAAAUAACAUAAUUGUGUUAUCGAUAUUUUUUGAUUUGUACAAAAAUCAAUGAACGUAACGCUAUAUAAACUAGAUGUUCCUGUACAGACCGCGUAAGUGUUCGUGUCGGAUUGUAAUUAUAUUUUGUACAGAAAUGUUCUAACUAUGAUUUAACACGUGGAUUUUGUAACGAUUUAUCUUCUAGCGUAAGUUUUUAACAAGCCUUGUAAUGGAGGUUCUUGUGUUGAAGACUGUCCGAGUCGAUCAGUUAACUAGGAAUUCCAUUUGAACAAAUGAAUUUGAUAUUUUUAUUCUUGUAUCGCUGUGUUAUCGCCGGACAUUGAUGUGUGUGUGUUGUCAAACCGAUUCUAAAUCUGUACUCGUUAAGAUGACUGUGCGUUUUCAAUGUAUCCUUAACUGUACGCCGUUCCUUCCCAAGACAUAAAAAUAGACUUAAUUUUCUAUGUGUGAAUCACGUUACUAUAAUUUUUCAAAAGAUACGUCUCUGUGAUAUUAGUCGUGUUUAGGUCAUAAUUUAUUUUCUGUCAAUUUUUAUAUUUGUGGAAAGAAUGCCAAAAUAAACUGUUAGUAUUAUUUUUCUACAAAAAUGUUUAAGCAGUUUAUACUACUUACGAGAAGUGAAAGUACAAAACCAAUCUUUGUGCAUUUGCUUGUAUAUUUGAUUAUUUAACCAGUCGUUUUGUAGCCACACUUUUUAUUUAGUAGACUAGACAUUUUUACACGUCAUAACAAACAUUGGGGAAAAUAAGAGACCUAUAAAUAAACAUUCCAUAAAUGUGGAAGUUGACUUGACCAUUCUUAAGUCUGUUGUCACUUAAUGUAAAACAUAAUGUGAAUUUAGGGUAUCGUCUGUUGAAAUACCAAUAACUAACAUUAGUCCAACAAUGAACAAAUAAUAUUCCAACGAACAAUAGCUAGUUAUAAUUAUUUGAAUUGGUGCCAAAUGAUUUUGUAUCUUUAAGAAAUCAAUUUAAACUCACAACUUCUGGAUUUUGCUAAUACAAUUCAUGAUUUUUUUAUUUUCUACUAUCAAUUGUUAGUGCUUCAGAGAGACUGUUUAUUGUUACAUGAAAAUGUGCUUAGAACAAACUCUAUCAGAUUAGAACGAUUUUAUUUUAUGUUAUGUUUUUUGCACCGACAUAUUUUAUAAAAAUUCAAUUAUAAUUAUUUAACAUAAUACUGUUUGCGAGGAACUUUUCCCAGACAUAAUUUUAGUUACUUUCUGCUAUAAUUUAUUAUUGUUAUCGCAAAGUGCUUCCUUUCUGUAUGUUUUUUAUAAAUAGAAAAAAACUUACUAUUGUUAAAUUAUUUCAUGUUAAACUGUUCACUGGUUAAUGUUUACAACUUGUUUAUCAUACUAAAGGGUGUGUGGUGGUCAGAUUAAUUUACUAAAACAAUUGAUUGCCGGUAGUUCUAUUUACUAAUGGAUGAGUGACUCCAUUGAACGAAAGGGGUGGGAGUAAUUUGUAAACAAACGUUACGAUGAAAAAAUUAAUUGAUUGUUUACCAAGGUCCGAAAAUAAGAAGUUUGAAAAGUAGCCUCAAGCUAAAAAAAAAUAUAAAGGAA
Molecule: messenger RNA, 7872 nt
Organism: Macrosteles quadrilineatus (aster leafhopper)
Lineage: Eukaryota; Metazoa; Arthropoda; Insecta; Hemiptera; Cicadellidae
Product: unconventional myosin-IXa-like
Exons: 34
Coding region: 445-6240 (1931 amino acids)
Biological process (GO): intracellular signal transduction
Cellular component (GO): myosin complex
Molecular function (GO): protein binding; ATP binding; microfilament motor activity
Source: RefSeq, a predicted model, not a curated record